GCUUUGCCUGAACCACCUUGACCUCCUGUCUCAGUUGCUUGAAUCACAUCGAGAGUCCGCUCUCUAUGUCUCUCCUCUCGUCGGUCAUCUUGCCCUGCCCUUGUAGACAGUUUUCUCCCGUUGAUGGGAGAACCCGUCUCAACCCGAGUGUCGCGCAAGGAGUUCGGUUCGGAUCGGUCUAAUCAGGAUUCCAACUGCUGUUCGGGUCAUUUGAGAAGUCUCAUUCCCGCCUCUCUCCGGUCUUCAUAGCCUCGUGUCGUACAUCGAACGGGUCUCUCGUGCUCUUCAGGCUGCUCCUUACCAGGCUCGAAUCGAUUUUUUUUUUUGGUGUUACCUCGCCUUCUACUCUCCCGCCGCACGACCUUCAAGCCUUCUACUCUCCCGCAACACGACCUUCAAGCCUUCAAACCGGACCACCGCACAACCUUCAAGCCUCCAUUUUAAAACGCGGCGGCGACUAUUCCAAUAACAGUGUGGCUAAUAUGGAGGAUUCAUCUCAAGCACCCCAUUUGCAUCACCACCACCGGAAGCGGCGGCGAGGGUGGGAGAAAGGGCCUUACGUGCGUGUGCACUACGAGAACAUGUCCAAAGCGAGCUUGGAACAUCUCCAGAACCUUCUCUCCUCCUGGGCCUCCUGGGAGUCCGCACAGUCCCCAUCCGCUGAACGCGAGACUCAGGAGCAGCAGAGCAGGAAGCUGAGCGGAACAGACGUCUACUUCCCAGCCGCUGCACCUCCCUCUGCAACCCCCUCCGUGCUCACUCGCCUUGGGCCUUCGGGUUCCUUUCUCUCGCCUGGCGCCUCUGCUGCGCGCACAGCAGCAGGGGGCGUGGCACCGCUGCGUGUGUGGGCCUCUUUGCCCCCGCCCAAGCCUGUGGUUUCCCCCUCUCUUUCGUCAAAGCCACCACCGCCACCACCCGCUGCUGCGCCUGCUGCUUCUGCUGCUGCUGCUGCUUCUUCUGAUGGUGUUGGUGUUGCUGCUGGUGAUGUUCACACGGGUGUCUCCACUCCUGCUGCAGAUGCCACCAGCGAUGCUGCUUUGGACAGUGCAGCAGUGGGUGCUGCUUCUGCAAGUGCAGCGGUAUCAGAAAGUAUCGCUGCUGCAGAUGCAGCUGCUGCGGCUGCAAAUGGUGAUGAUCAAAGUGAAGCCCUUGCCACUGAUGUAGCAAAGGCAAGGCUCAGCAGCAGCACUGGCGGUGUGACGUUCAACAAGCACUAUAACGCGGCUAACGACGUUCCUCUCUAUGACAGAUCGGAAUCCGGGCUCGCCCUGGGCUUCAACUUCAGCAAUGGGCCAUCCGCGCACGAUUCCACUCAACCAGCAAUUGACUCUGACCCUCCCGCUAACACGGCACCAGCAGCAGAAGCAGCAGCAGCAGGAGGGGACCUCUCCACCCUCACUCCCCUCUUCUUCCACUCCAACUCCUCUUCUCUCACUGACGAAGCAGCCAGGUUAAAAUCCGCUGCCCGCUGCUUCAACUGCGGCUCCUACACCCACGCUCUAAGAGAUUGCCAGCGCCCCAGAGACCAUGCUGCAGUGGCAGCAGCACGGGCUGUGCAUGCUGAGGAGAAGGGACAGAGUGGGAAGGACGGGAGUGAUGCUCGGGGGGGAGCGGGAGGGGGCGUGGGGAAGACGAGGUAUUACGGGUUUGGAGGGGCGGGAGGGGGGAAGGGGAGAGGAGGAGGAGGGAUGGAGGAGAGGUUUGAGGGGCUGGUGCCUGGGGUGUUGAGUGCGGAGCUCCGUGCUGCAAUGGGCAUAGGGGACCUCGACCCUCCGCCGUGGCUCAGGAGAAUGCGAGACCUUGGCUAUCCUCCUGGCUACCUCGGCUACGAAGAGGACACGGCAGAGGAGCAAGUCGAGAAAGCAGCGGAGGAGAAGAGCGAGAAGGAGAAGGAGGAAGGAGAGGACAGUGACAGUGAGGCAGGAGAGAUUCCAGCAGAGACUAUUCCACCCAAGGGGAAAUCAGCUGCAGAUGCUGAUGGUUCUAACGAUGCUAAAGAUCCUAAUGAGUUCAAGUCCCUGGCACUCGUACUGGAGGAUGCUUCCGAGGAAGGUUCUGCUGAUGGCGAUGCUGAUGGUGAUGGGGAUGGGGAUGGGAAGGGGGAGCGUGAGAAGUCCCCUUCGCCUGAACCCUUUCUUGUUCCUACAGUGGAUUUUCCGGGACUCAAUGCCCCUCCUCCCGAUGGGAGUGAUGACUACGCGUGGGGUGGGAGGGGGUGGAAGGCUGAUUGGGAGGAUAGUGAGAAAAGGAGGAGGUGGCGGUAUGAGGAUGAGAGGAAGGAAGAGGAGUGGAGGAGGAGGAGGAGGAGGGAGAGGGAGGAGAGGGAGAGGAGUAAGGAGGGAGGAGGAGAUGAGGAUGAGAGGGAGAGGAAGCGGAGGAGGAGGGGUAGAGAUGAUUCUCCAGAUGAGAAGAGGGAGGGAGGUAAGGAGGAGGGAAGGGAGGCGAGGGAUAGUAGGGGGGAUAAGGACAGGGAAAGGGACAGGGACAGAGGAAGAGACAGGAGCAGGGAAAGGGGAAGGGACAGGAGCAGGGAGAGGGGCAGAGACAGGAGUAGGGAGAGGGGCAGAGACAGGAGUAGGGAGAAGGGGAGGGACAGAAGUAAAGAGAGGGGAAGAGAGAGUAGGGACAGGAUCAGAGACAGGAGCAGGGAGAGGUAUAGGGACAGGAGCAGGGAGAGGGGCAGAGACAGCAGCAGGGAGAGGGGCAGAGACAGAAGCAGGGAGAGGAACCGAGAUAGGAGCAGGGAGAGGAACAGGGGCAGUGACGACAAGAGGAGGGAGGAAUGGAGCCCAAUUAAGCAUGGGGAUGUGGGAGGUGCUUAUGAGGGAAGAGUGAGUAGCAGAGCUGGCGACGCUGAUUCUGACAGGUGGCCGUUGGAACCUGACAGGUGGCAUGUGGGCAGCAGCUCCCACGGGGCUUAUCUGGACCAAUCACGCUACAGCACGUCAUCACGGCGACGUGAUGAUUCUGCCGCUGGGCGAUCAGGAGGUGCGUGUGGUGCUGCUGCCAAUUCCGCUUCCGCUUUGCUCUCUGCUUUUGAGGCUGCUGCUCCAAGGGGAGGGAUUGCGGGAGGGGGUGUGGGAGGGGGUGUGAUAGGGUUAGCGGGUGAUGGUGGAAGAGGAAUUGUAGGUGCUAGUUCGUCUGUGCUGUCGUGGGCGGCUGGGAUUGAGAGUGAGUGUGGCGCUGAUGGUGAUACUGCUGUGCAGCUGGACACCUACCAAGGCUACGUUCAAGGGUCAGCAGCGAGAGGGCCAGCAGCAAGAGGGUCAGCAGCAGGAGGAGCCGCCACUGAAGCACCAGCGCCGCCAACCACCAGCGCUUUCGGAGCAACAGCAGGUUAUUAUAUGCAGACCUCCGGAGCUCCACUCUCACAAGCGGCGACUGAGUUUGUAUAUGGCCAUAGCCAGUCGCUACUGUCUCCUCCUGAUCCAUCACCUCCCAUGCAGCCGGCCGCGGUCUCCCCUCCUCUCCCUUACCUUCCACCAUCCCAAACUCUUUUCCCUCCUGGGAUAACCCACCAGCCUCCUCUUCCUCCUCUUCCUCCUGGCCCUCCCCCUCCACUGCCCUCAAACCCCUCAUAUCCCCCACUACCUCCCGGACCUCCCCCUCCGUUGUACCCCUAUCCUGCAACUUCUCCUCCACCUCUCCCAGCAGCACCACCACCUUUCACCCCUCCCCCUCCUGCUUAUCCCCCUCCUCCCUCGCCUGCAUCCGUGGUCCCCCUUGCGGGAGAGGCUGUGGCUCCUCCACAUUAUCAUCUGCCGCCACAUCAAUGGUGAUUGAACAUCUUCUGUACAAGUGACAUUCACAUGGGCGAUA
This is a messenger RNA of Closterium sp. NIES-67, 3819 nucleotides long. The record is from the annotation of a GenBank genome assembly. NCBI's taxonomy places the organism in Eukaryota, Viridiplantae, Streptophyta, Zygnematophyceae, Desmidiales, Closteriaceae.